Ustilago hordei is the source of this 2136-nucleotide messenger RNA. RefSeq lists its product as uncharacterized. The transcript has a single exon. NCBI's taxonomy places the organism in Eukaryota, Fungi, Basidiomycota, Ustilaginomycetes, Ustilaginales, Ustilaginaceae. The record is from RefSeq and is a predicted model, not a curated record. Bases 1 to 2136 code for a protein of 711 amino acids.
AUGCGACUCUCUUCUUCGCUCAUCCUGAUCCUCGCUGCGAUCACCAUGGCCAACGCGGCCUCGGUCGAUGCUGCUCUUCCGGCUACUCAUAAGCACCACCUUGCUCGCGUCAAGGAUGGCAAGGUUCGUGUCAACGCUCUCGACACUGCCAAGGUCAGCACCGGCCAGGUCGACCUCAAGAACCUCAAACACCUCGUCAAGGUUGCCGCUCGUCGUGGUCUCGCUGACGUCAACGCUCUUCACGCUGCUCACACCAAUGUCGAUGCCGUCGACAUCAAGCACGUCGCUGGUCUCGUCCAGACCCUCUCUGCUCACCUUGAGAGCCAGACCAAGACCGCUGAGGGUAUCCUCAAGCUCAAGGACCACAAGAAGCAGGCUGCCAAGACCGAUGUCCUCCUCGACAACAUCAAGGCUUCGCUCGCCAACACUUUCAUCGACCUCCACAGCUUGACUCAGAGUACCAAGAGCGCCACCCACCACCAAAAGGGCUCGGUCGCCAAGGUCCGUCUCCUUAGCCGAGACCUUCUCAGCGUGCUCAACCCCCAAGUCGUCAGCAACCUCAUCAGCUCCAAGGACGUUGCUGGCUCAGCCGGUCUUGCCACUCUCCUCCAGAACCUUAACGUGGACUCGGUUCUCCAGGGUGAUGCCUUGUCGGUCCUCACCAACCUUAAGGUCAUCGAGACCGUCCACAAGGUUGCCAAGAUCGACACUGUUCUCGCUUCUAUCACGGCCAUCCCGGACGCUGUGCCCCUUAUUGAGGCAUUCCAGGGUCUUGACUCGCCUGUCGCCUUCGUCGCUGCUCUUGCUGACAUUAAGAGCAUCACCUCGCUUGUCUCUGCGGUUCACGGUGGUCAGAACGAGGUCGCCAAGGUCCCUGGCUCUGGAAAGCUUGUCGCUUACGCCGUCAAGUAUGGCUUCAACACCGUCGCUCGCGUCUUCAACGUUGCUGGUGUCGAGUCGGUCCUCAAGUCGGUCAUUGCGGUCCCUGGCUCCGUUGCUCUGCUCGAGUCGAUCAAGAGCGUCGCUGACGUUCCUGCCUUCGUCUCGGGCUUGCAGGUCCUCAACACUGUCAGCUUCGUCAAGUCGAUCCAGUCGGUCACUGACAUCAACGCUCUCACUGGAGUCCUUGCCACUGUCAGCCACAUUGCUCCCGUCAAACGCCAGCUUCUCGAUGGCGUUAAGAGCACCGUCGCUGGUCUUGACCUUCAGCGUGUCCUCAGCCUUAAGCGUGCCAUUGCUCACGUUGUCGCCCUGCCUAAUUCCACUCUGGCGAAGGUCGAGGCGGUUGUUAAGCGUGGUCUCACUAGUGGCCUUGUUGACACUGACGUCGCUGGUCUUGACCUUGCCCACAUCGCUGUGCUCAAGCGCUCGAUUGCCGACCUUUCUGUCCUCGACGAGAAGGAGAUCGAUGAUCUUCUCGCUGUCGUGAGGCGAGAUGUGCUCGCCGACGUAGGUAGCCUUGUUGACAUCAAGGAUGUCCUUGGCAUCACUGAUGACAAGGUCAGGCGCGAUGGUCUCCCCAUCGGCAAGCUUCCCGUCGACAUCGGUGGUUUCGGUUCCGGUCCUCUUGGUGAAAGUGGUGCUACCCUCGGCUUGCUCGACCCCAACGAUGGUCUUGCUUCCACCGGCGGUGCUGGUGAGGGUACUCUCGGUCACGGUGGAGGAGAUCUUACUCUCCUUGACAUCCACCGUCUUGCCUCGAUCAAGCGCUCUUCGCUCCUCACCCCCGUCGAAGAGACCAUUUCCAACCUGCAGCUCCUCCAGACACUCCCCAUCCUCAAACGUACCAUCCUUGACACUACGGGUAUGGUCUCUUCCGUUCCCGAACUGCUUCACUCUGUCCACCCUCUCCGCCGUCAGGCUCAUAAGGAGGACAACAUUUCGAUCGCUCUCUUCGAUGACUCCGUCGAAACCUUCACCACGGAUGUCACAGCUAUGUUGACGCAGGUCGUGGAAAUCUCUGACACCCUUCAGGUCAGCUCGAUCACCACAGAUAUCAAGGAGCAGAUCAUUCCUCUGGUUCAGGCGAUCACCAAAUCUGUCGCUAAGAUCGCCAGCGUCAAGGCUCCUAAACUCAAGAGCAAGCUCGACAAGAUUGACAAGUUUGUUGCCAAAACUGUUGAGUCUCUUAUCUAA